Molecule: messenger RNA, 4223 nt
Organism: Schistosoma mattheei
Lineage: Eukaryota; Metazoa; Platyhelminthes; Trematoda; Strigeidida; Schistosomatidae
Source: the annotation of a GenBank genome assembly
AAUAACAAUAAUAAUAAUAAUAAUAAUUCCAACACCAUAUAUCCUAAUUCUUGUGGAGUUAAUUCGUCGAUUUCGUCGAAUUCUAAUACUUUGAGUAAUUCAAAGAAAAAGAAACGUGUAAUUGUUGUUAUGCGAGGUGUUGAAGGUGAACGAUUGAAUACAUCACCUAGUUGUUCACCACCACCACAUCCACUAACACCAACACUUAAACAACAGAAACCUGAUUUUAUUGGACAAUCAUCAUCUCGUUCAAUGAAUCAUCCUAAAAAGGUUGUGAUUCGUGGAUCAGAUCAUGACUCAACAAUACCUCCUAAUUCAGAUCACGAUCAAAUUGAUUAUUUAAGUGAAGAUGCUGAAAUGACAGAAUUAGAAGAAGAUACUGAGAUAACUGAUGCUGAUCGUGAUGAUGAGGAUGAGGAUUUCACUGGAAAUGAAGAUAUAGGAUUAUAUGAAACUGAUUCAAGCACUAAAAAUGUAAUCAAUGAUUUAGAGCCCAAAGUUGUCUUAUCCGAUAUUGAUGAUGAUGUUGUUGGUAGUGAUCCUGUGACUGGCGCCAUUUCAACUGAUUUAGUCGAACAAACAGUAGAUAUUGGCUAUGGAAAUUCAGUAACUGGUUGUUUGUCUAAUUCAGUUGUUCAUGGUCUUCACUAUGCAAAUAUUCUAAUUAAUCAACUUAAACGUAAGCAUCCAGCUCGUUUAUAUGUAGUGGAUUUAUUCACAAAUGAAGUCGGUGGUCGUUUAAGACCUUCAUGGUCUGAACAGUUUUUAUCUCAACUAUGCUCAGUUCUGGAUUAUCUUCAACGUCUUGCGUACGCUCAUUUACAUCCAGGUAGACAGUGGAAUUUUAAAAAUUUGCAAACUCAAACUAUUCCACUUUGGUUAGCUACUGAAUUAAAAAUAAUGGCCCAUGAUUGUGGUAUGCCAAGAAAUACAUUUCUCUCGUCACAUAUGACAGAACAUACAACUCCUCUUCACAGUUCAAUCAAAUUUGAUUCAACCUCUCAAUGUGUUAUGUCUACCGAUUCUCAAAAUGAUGAAAAAGAGAAGUCAAAGUCCCCACAAUCAAAAUUGACUACCCGAGCAUUCGCUUGUACCAACCUAAAACCAAUCUUGAUAUUGCUUCUGAACGAGAUGAUCCUAAAUUAUCCAGUGAGCCACAAAAACAAUCUGUUUUAUCGCCAAACAUUUCAGCUUUUCACGAAGUUGAUCGGAUAGCAUCUGAAGUUUUGUCUGCAGAAUGUGAAAAAGAUCCAUUUUUCAAACACCUCCGUGAUACACUGUCUACUGAAAUGACGAAUUUACAAAAUGAGAGCAUAUUGUCUCUUAUCGAGAAGCUGACACGACGUUGGAUCCCAAUGGUUGAACAACAUGUAGCUAAAUUACCUGUUCGUACUCAUAUUUCCAGUUACGGGGCAAAACGCCUAUUAGAACUACCUAAUAUAGUCUCUCCUGUCAGUACACCUAUUACGCCUUCGUCAAAAUCAAAUGUAUCAAAUGCACCACAACCAUUUUCUGUUUUCUCUUCAAUUCCGACAUUUCCUUGUCUCGAACUCCCUGGGGAGUCAGGGCUUCUCCAGUCAUCUGCCGUAAAUUUAAGUUCAAUGGCUAAUUCCCAUCAUUCUCAAAACGAAUCCAGCCAACAAAUAGGUGGCUACAUUAAUAAUAUUCCUUUAUAUCUUCAUGUAGCUGAAAUUAUGCCACACGUAGAGCGUAUUCGUUGUUCAUCUGGUGCAUUUGCUUCACCUGCUCGUCGUAUGGGUUUCCGCGCUAGUAAUGGAAGGUUAUUUUUUUACGAUUUACCUUGUCCAAGUACUCCUCCAAUCAUGGAUCUAGCUGUCAUGCAGAUAGAUGCAUUGAAUGGUGCGAAAUGUCAUGAACUUCUCAAUGCAAUUUCUAUUAAUGAAUCUACCAAUCUUGAACACCUAACUGGAAAGGAAUUUUGCCCAUCGGCUUAUAUAAGCUGGAGACAGAGUGGUCCUCUUCAACUAUUCCAGAUGAUUAACUCUGUAUUGCUUGGACAGCCGGAAACAGCUAAAAGAAAUCUCUCACUAUUUGUUUCAAGGCGAAUGGAAGUUGGUCCUUCUGGACUUUACUUAACUCAAUUUGGAUCAUCUGUAUCGGCAGCGAAUGUUAGUAUAGCCAGUGCAUGUCCUCUACCAUCUGCAAACCCGGUAAAUAAUCGUAGACUUACAGCUUUAGCAAGACCGCCUCCUGUUGGACCCAGUUUUCCAUCAACCUCCGUAGAUGAGAAUCCACCUAAUCACGUUUCAUCAUCAACAUCAUUCUGUGAAGAAGCUUGCAAAAAAUAUUCUUGGUCUUUAUCUUUUGUUGAAUCUCAUUUAACUCCACAGAAUAUCGAUAAGAAUCAAUUAUCUAGUCAAGGAAUCUUGGAGUCUCUUAAGGCUCGAAUCCGUAUACCAUCUCCUCCACCUGGACCACUACCGAAUUUAAUGACUGUUCAACCAACUAGCUUAGUUAAUCAAUCAACAGUUGUUGGAAGUGCUGCUAUGGCUUCGGAGGCUAUUGGACGUCCAGCUGGAUUAGAUGCUGGUUGUCGUUGUGUUUGUAAUACAGUUUUAGGUAUAUUAGAAAAAUCUAAUUGUACAUUAUUGUUUAACUCUAAUUACAAACAGAAAUACAAAUUUGAUGAUUUAUUACAAUCUAUGAAAUUGGAACAUCAACAAGAAGUUAAAAUGAAAACUAAAUCUUCUUCUUCUGAUAGAAUUCAAAGCUUAAUGAAUUCUUCUGUUCUGAAAAAUUCACCAACUGGUUAUCGAAAUUUGAUUUGUUUAUUUUAUGAAUAUAUUUCAAAACUAUCCAAUCAGAAUGAAAUUACAAAUCAUGAUUUAUUUAAAAUAUUUCUUGAUCUUUCAUCACGAAUUCCACAGGCUCCAAAUAUUCGCGAUCCUGUAUUCUCAAACCUUGGAACGUUUGGUAAUGAUGAUGAUGAUUUAGAUAAUCAAAAGAUAACUUUGGAAUCUUUAAAAAAUCAAUUAGAAUUUCCACGUGGUAAACUUCUUCAAAAUUGGGCAAAAAAUCAAAUGCUUGAUUCUGAAAGUUAUUGGUUGUUACGCCGUAGUUUAGCACAUAAUCUUGGAACUUAUGGGCUUAUAGAACGAUUGUUUCAUUUAACACCUCUUCAUCCUGGUUGUUUAGUGAUUGAUCCACGUUCUGGUCAUACUGAAGCGCAUCAUGUCUGUUUUGGAUUGCCAGGAGAUAAUUCUUCGUCAGAACAAUCUCAUUUGUUGAGUUCAGAAAAAGGAUUUAAUCAAUCAUAUUUCAUUUCUUGCUUUAAUCAAUCUAUGCUUAUACAGAAACUGGAGAAAUCUGGUAAAAAACAAUCUUCAAAUAUUCAGUUGUCUUCUAAAAUCUCAACUGAUUCUUCCACUAUUGAUGAUCUUAGUGAUAAAUGGUUGAGUCACUAUCGUCCAGUACCAUUUCGUUUAACGCCACAUUUAGCUGGUCUUGUUUGCUUACCUGGAGCUCCAGCAAAAGUUGGUCCUUUCGCAGCUAGUUUCACUACAACUGCACAAGCUUUGAUGAAUGCACCAUAUGAUCAUAGUUUAACCAGUCUUUAUCGAACACUUUUACGUCGUGAUUAUAUUCUAUGGCAUCGAGGCAGACAGUCUUCUAUAUAUGCUUAUCAAUUACUUAUGAGUGAGCAAGAUGAAACGAUUCAACAAUCAUCAUCAGCAUCAUUAGAAACUUGUCAAUCUUCAUCAUCAUUUUCUGAUGAGAAUGAAUCUUCAACAUUGAAUUAUUGCCAUUCAUCAUCACCAACUCUUGUACCAGAUUUGACUAAUGAACAAUUAAUCACAUUGAUAAAUUGUACAAUAGAAUCUAUGAAUGGUAAAUUAAAAGUUGCUUCUGACUACUCGGGAACUGAACCAAAAUCAUGGAAACUUAUCGAUGAAGCUACAAAACCUUCAAAUUUAAUUCACAUGGAUCCAAAUUUAUUACCUUGGUUGUAAACAAUUUUAUUUUUUUAGAAAUUGUAUCACAUUUUAUUUUUUGCAUUUCUCUCCUCCAAUAUCAUCAUCAGGUCACUAUGGAAAAUGAUCACCCGGUUUUGUUAAAUUAUCUUAUUGUUUAAAAUUCCAUCUUUGUUUCUUUUCGUGUAAAAAAAUCACCAUGUUUUUGUAUUGUUCGUUCUCCUUUCUUUUGAUACUUACCGUAGAAUUUUGAGAUUUCCCUGUCUAUUUUAUUAUUAUUAUUAUUAUUAU